This is a messenger RNA of Neltuma alba, 735 nucleotides long. Its product is annotated as ras-related protein RABE1c-like. Gene Ontology annotation, molecular function: GTPase activity; GTP binding. Lineage: Eukaryota; Viridiplantae; Streptophyta; Magnoliopsida; Fabales; Fabaceae. The record is from RefSeq and is a predicted model, not a curated record. The annotation marks the transcript as partial. The transcript has 5 exons.
GUCUCUUACUAUUUCUUAUUCUUUCGCAGCUUAUUACCGUGGUGCCAUGGGCAUCUUGCUGGUCUAUGAUGUUACUGAUGAAGCAUCUUUUAAUAAUAUUAGAAAUUGGAUUCGCAACAUUGAACAGCAUGCAUCUGACAAUGUAAACAAGAUACUUGUGGGCAACAAGGCUGAUAUGGAUGAGAGUAAAAGGGUUGUGCCUACAUCGAAAGGUCAAGCUCUUGCUGAUGAGUAUGGCAUCAAGUUCUUUGAAACUAGUGCAAAGACAAACAUGAAUGUGGAAGAGGUUUUCUUUUCAAUAGCAAGAGACAUCAAGCAAAGGCUUGCAGAAACAGACUGUAGAGUUGAGCCUCAAACAAUCAAGAUAAAUCAACCAGAUGCGGCUGCCAGUGGUGAUCAAGCUGCCCAGAAAUCAGCCUGCUGCGGUAAUUAGCUGAUGUAAUUGAUGACGCAGGAAAUUGGCACGUGUAGUUGUUUCUCUGUAAUUCCAGUAUUUUUUGACGGAGUAUUUUAAAAAAUUGUUUGCUUUUAGUUUGUGGAAUUUGUUGUUGCUGGUUUAUGUGCUUCCCCUUCUCAUUGUAAUCUCAGUCGAAAAGAUAUUUUGAUUCACAAGAUUUGGGUAGAAUAUCAUCGGGAAUCUCCACGUCUGGCAAGAUUAAAUGUCCUUUGAUACAUGAGAAUUGGGUUAAAAAAAAUGGAAAUAGAAUUGGAAUCCAAGUUACGAUGUGUUUGGUA